Molecule: messenger RNA, 13268 nt
Organism: Porites lobata
Lineage: Eukaryota; Metazoa; Cnidaria; Anthozoa; Scleractinia; Poritidae
Source: the annotation of a GenBank genome assembly
AUGGCUUCUCAGCCUCCCUAUUUUGAUGCGACUGAAGAAAAGACGAACUUCACAAGAUUGGUUCGAUUGGUUAUCGAUGGAGGGACACGCGUUCUUAGAGACUUUCUUCAUUCUUUAUACCUAUCUGCAGUAUUGCCAACAGUGUUAAAGAAAAACGAAACCAUAUUUCAAAACCUGAAGUCAAAAGGCAGGAUUUUUGUUGACCAAUGGGAAAAGUUGUUUCCCCCUUCAGGCUCUCCCCCGGACGCUGAAACGUUUGACAUUACGCUUUUACAUUUGUUACUACGAGAAAUAUGCUAUUUGGUAGAGCCUGUCACGGGAUGGCACAACAUGCCUGCAGAUACAGACAGCAGUCGAGAAGCACAUAUCGUCCGAAUCAAGUGCUUCAGAAAUGAGCUGUGUCACAGUAUCUCUACAGCCAUUUCUAAUGACGAAUUUCAAACCAAAUGGACUUUUAUUUCUCGUUCUUUGGUUGCAUUAGGUCUUGAUAUGAAAGAAAUCGACCAACUUAAGACAGAACCCAUCGACCAUGACACUAAACGUCGUGUAGAGGAAGAAAUGAAGAGAUGGAAAGAUUUAGAGCCGAGAGUACUCUCUGUAGAGCAGAAAUUAGAACAAGUACAAAUGCAAUUGCAAAGCAUUAAUGUUCAAGAACCUCGUACUCCUGGUCUACGUAGCUGUCUUCCAGACGAGCUUCAAGAAGUGUUUGGUCGCUCAAAAGAUAUUCAAAAAGCCACAGAAGUUAUUCAUAAUGAAGCUGCCGCCGCUGUUAUGAUAACUGGUGCACCAGGAUUCGGGAAGACUACUGUAGCAAAUAAAGUGGCCUAUGAGCUUGAUAGACUGCAGCACGUUGUGUUUUAUUGUUCUCUACGAUCCAAGGCUUCUUUGAACGAAGUAGCUUCUUCAAUGAUUCUUGUCUGCAGUACAAACCAAUGUCAGCCGCCAGAGAAUCCCCAACACUGGCUUCUAAACUGGAGCAAACAACAGUUGGAUCUGAAGAUUACUUUUGUUCUUGACAAUGCGGAUGAUGCUCUUGAGUCUCAGGAGAGCCGUAGUCAGUUUGUAAGAAUGAUCUGCGAUAUGAGGAACUUAUCAAAACAAAAUAUCACUUUUGUAAUUACUUCUAGGAAAACAUUUAAUGCUGCUGGUUACCAUUUAGUAAUCGAAGAAAUAAGAUUAAGCAAUUUGUCUCAAGAUGAAGCAACUAAACUGCUGCUUUCAAAAUACAAGGCAGAAACAAGAAAGAAACUUUCACAGACAAAAAGGAUGGUGGAGUUAUGUGGCUGUGUUCCUCUCGCGCUUUGCAUUGUAGGUUCUCUACUUUCCGACUUCGAAGAAGAUACGCUGAUUAAUAGUCUUGAAAAGGAACUAUUAAAUGUUCUUCAGGACGAUGAAUUCUCCCUGGAAAACACAAUCAAGACCUCGUUUGAUCUCUUGGAGCCACAAGAACUGAAGGUACUUGCUUUACUUUCCGUAUUUCCGGGUUCCUUCGAUUUUGAUGCUGCUAAUUAUGUGACUGCAACAAUUAAUCAAUCUGCCGCGUCACAGACGAUGACGAUUCUUCGUUCCUUAAAAAACAGGUCCCUUUUAGAGCAACCCAGUUCUGGUAAAUUCCAAGUCCAUCAACUCAUUCAGGCAUUUGCAAGGAAGACUGAUGAAACUAACUAUCACCCGCGGGUAUUUGCUGACGUCGAGAAAGUAGCUUGUGCACAUUUCAUUUCACGUCUCGAUGAUGCUGCUCAACUGUACUGGAGCAAAGACAAAUGUAGAGAGUCCAUAGAGGCCUUUAACAGUGAAAGAUAUAACUUUGAAUACUUUCUGCAAGUCUAUGUUAAAACAAUGGCGGAACAUCCGUACCUCGAUCCCUUUCUUGAGAGCUGUACAAAGAAAUUUCUUGACCAAUUUCCACAAAAAUGUAUGUACCUGGAAAUGUGCCUUCCGCCAAGUUUUUAUAUAACCGUUCUAGAAACGCUUUUGACGCAUUUCAACAAGGGGAACCAACCAUUACACACGGUGGAACUUUCAUGCCUUCUUGCAAAUGAGCUGAGAAAGAUUGGCCGUCGUGUGGAUUAUAUCAACCUUAUGGAACAAGCUAAAUGUAUUUAUCAUUGGAAUUACACUGAAUUUAGAACAAAUGGGUUGUCUCAAGUUUUUUUCUUUAAUAGCUACGCCCGUCUUGUCUUUGAAAAACGAAUCAAAACGUUUAAAAAAAUGAGUAACAAAGUUUAUGAAAUAGCAUUAAUAUUGUGCGAUAAGAAGCUCUUGGGACAUCCUGAAAGAGCAGUGACUAAGUUACUUAUUGGUAAACACCGAAAGAGUAUCCCGCUACUUCAGGAAGCAACAGAGCUUUUGACACAAUGCCUAGGAGAACACUACAUGACUGCUCAAGGCCAUAAAGCUAUCGCUGACGUCUAUUUUGCACAUCGAGACACAGAAAAGGAGUUAAACAUGUCCUUGUAUCACUACAUGCUAGCUCUAGAAAUGAUGAAGAAAUGUGGCAUGAGCGGUCAGAAGGAGACCACAUUGACUCUUAAAAACUAUGCUAGUUGUCAGAGACGAAAAGGCAACUACGAGGAGGCAAUGAAAUACCUAGAGAAAGCAAAGCGGAUUGCUGAGAUUGAGUUGGAAGAUGAUCAUAGGUGGAAGGUAAUGAUUGACACUCAACUAGCUCUCUUGCACGAGGACUUUGGGUUUAUUGACAAAGCAAUAGAAGUCAUGAAAAACUCGCUGGAGAUGUGUUGCAGGUUAUACCUUUCAGUUGAUCACUUGGGGAACAGACACGACAUCUACCAUUUUUUGAAUUGUUAUCCAGAGGCUUAUCCGGAGAACUUAGUAGGUGACUUUUGAUCAACCUCUUUCCCAGGGUCCUCUCCUAACCUGGAAACGAGGUUGAAUUUUGAUGUGCACUUUUUUCAGCCUCGUACCCAGGCCAGUUCACGCUAUCCGAGUUACCAGAGGAGGCUUGGAACCAAGUGCGAUAGUCCUCGGCGAACUUUCCCGACAAGCUUGACAGGUGACGUCAUAUCCGAAAUCGCCGAGGACGACUGGGAACGAGGCUGCACUUUUUUGUGUGUUCUGAGGUUAACUUGGCCUGCGAAUACAGCCCGUCUCUCGAGACGUUUCUUUGGGCCAGUAGCAGCGACGGGAGAAGCCUGUAUUCGCAGGCUUGAAGUUACGGUUAAUCUAAGGCUUCCCUUUUUGCUUUUUUGCUCUGUUUUCCUUUCUCAUUUAGUUUGUUUUACAGUUUGCGUCCGAUAGAAAGAAAAUCACUGUCCAAGCCGAUAAAAUAUUAUUCGAUUCUUCUUUUUAGGAGAGAGCCUUGUCACAUUUUUAUGUUUUAUUGUUAUUUUCAUGGGAAAUAAAACUUAAUUAAUUACAGCCGUCGAACCUCCACUAACGGCCACUUCUCUACAUGGGUUCCUGCCACUUUCUCUUCUGUCCUCAAUGUGGCCGUUUUAGAACUGGGUUCAGCUGUAUGUGUUGCGCUUAUCGGGGCUGUCACCAACAUUCAGUUUUUAAACCACACAGGUUGUUGAACUACGGAAUCAAGACAUCUAAUAAUGGUUUCAAACAAGUUUGUAAAAUUGUCAGACCACCUCUUUUUGGAGACAGAAGACCUCCUUUUUUGUCUUGUUCAAGUACGUUUGAGUUGUACACUCAAAAAAAUCAAAUUAUUUUUUUAAAGCUGCGCGGACAAUUGUGAAUUCAAGUGAGAAAACUGGGGAGUUUAUGUCAUUUAACGAAAGCUGGUGUCAAUUAAUCAAAAACUCGGCCAGUCUACUAUAUAUGUCUUUUUUGUUGUGUUUCCUUUUUUUUUUCAUGUAUGAUCAGACUGAUAAUGAUCAAAGGUGAAUAAAGUUUUGAAAAGCAGUGUUCGCCUCAUCUUCUCUUUUAUGAUGCGAAAAACAGACUUGUGCUUAUCUCUGGUUUUCUUACAAGAGCUUAGUCUUUUCCCUUAUUCCCAACAUAUCCUGUUCACAGGCUAGAGAAACAGCUUGGUUAAUGAUUCACGCCAAUGCUCGGCCAUUGAGCACAAAACCGGUAAACAAAUUUAUGGUAAUAAUGCUCAAACUGGCUUACGGUUACCGCAGAAACCAAUACAAAUUUCUCAGUAUAUGUAGAUUUUAUUCCAUUUCUUUCUUUUUUUGGUGGUGCAUUGUUUAAUUUUUUCUCCCACCUGUUUUUAGCUCUCCUUAAACAAUAACGGGAAAGAAAACAAAGCAUAGAAAAGUUGGGUUCAGUGUGUUGGAUUUCCCAACACGGUUUUUAAAAUGCGGGAAACGUGUGGGUGUUAUUGGUUUGUUAAUUACGCUCCUAAGGCGAAUCUUUGCUGACGUCAUUGUUUACAUUUUUCCUUUUUCUCCCACCUGUUUUAAAGCAAAAGUCGAAAGAGCCGAUAAAACAAUUUAACAGGGCAAUAUUGAAGGAAAUAUCAAAAUCAAAAAGCGAAUAGCAAAAAGUUAAUGAGCCAUACAUUCUCUGUAAAAUUUUGAGUUUUUAAAAGAGAAUUUCUCCGAAACCAUUCGGUGUAUUGGGCUCAAAUUUUCAGAGAUAACUGAAACUGUUAUGCCCUUUAAAUAUUCAGAGUUUUUAUUUUAUUAGCGUCAUAAGAAAGUGAAAAGCAUAUGUUAAUGAGGCAAAAAGUGUAAACAAAGAUUCGCCCAGAAACUGGCCCUCUUAAAUCACUUCAGCUUAAACUGUUUUCAACUGAAACUCUCGUAUUCUUCCUCUUUCAUGCGACGUUUAACAGAGUAGGCCGACUCGACUCCUAGUGGGAGUUGUAGGUUCGGUCAUGAUUAUAACUUGAUAUAAUUCAGCAUUAAAUCAGCGCCACGUGUACAUUGGUACCAAGAUCUUUAUUGUUCAAAAUUCAACCAAUAGAAGGCCUUACGGUCCGGAUAUGAAUCUCAAGAGCCAAUAAGAACAGAGUGUAGUUUGUUUUGACGCGCGAAAUUCUGCGGGGAAGGUGAUCGCAACUAAACAGCUGAUCUAUUCAAACAAAAGUGAUUAACAUGUUUCUUAGCGUAUUCAAAGCGCUGCCACAUUGGCGGUGUUACUCGAACGACGGUUAAGAUUUUACAUUUUUACGAUGAUCUCACAUUUUAUACUCCAUCUGAUUCCCGUUGAAGGAGAGAGUCGUGAUUUUCAAAGGCCACUGGGAACACUUUUAUUUCACCGUGUGUUGUGUUUCGUAUUCGGCGUGACGCGAAUUCAUAAUAUACACUGAAUUCGUAGUUAGUCUUUUGCAGGGGGAUUUACUGGCAGGAAAUAUUUCACAAAAUUGAAGUUUGCUGGAUUUGACUCGAGAAAAUGUCAACUCUCUGAAGUCUAGCCUUAAAUCAAUAUUUUGAUGUUUUUAGGAAUUAACUUAAAUCGUGGAAAGACUACUUACUAACUACGGAAACCGAAAGAGAGUUUAAAUACAAAUGCUUUUAAUCUGAUCUCAGAGAAAGAGAUACAACUGCAGCAAUUCACCCUGAAGUAACGACGAACAUAUGUUCUAUUAAAACAAGACAUAGUAGAAGAACUCUGAGUAGUGAUGGAUCAAUCAAAGAAACCUCGCAAAACGCGUUCACGUUCUUCUUCUUCGCGCGCGAAAAGCUCGAACGCGGAGUCGCGCUUUGGUAUACGCUAUCUGCAUCAUCACAUGUUUACUGGAGACACUUCUCCCGAGGCCGAAAAACUUUGCCCUCACGAGUGCAAAUGUGGUACAUCUAUGUCUUCGCUUUAUAGUGGAAAAACACUCGUUUUACUAACGCUCUCCAUUCUCAUUCUUCUGAUUGGCGUCACAUUUAUGCUUGUUGGGUACUUGAUUCCUCGAAGAUCCGUCGUUUACCUAGAGAAAAGCGAUGGCUCUCGCACAGUUGUUGAUCCUACCGCCAUUACCUUUAACACCAUGUUGGAUGAUUUUACAUUAGUAGGAACAGCUCUUGUACCACUUGGAGCUUUAAUGUUUUGUGUCAUACUUAUAAUUCCAGUUUGCCGAUCCUCACCAAGCCACAAGAAAGGACAAUAUGUGAAAGCUCCGACUGAUGAAUAUUCAACGGCGAGCUUAGUGACGAAAACAAAAACACCGCAGAAAAAUGCGUCGAUGGCCUCAGAGGACACUCGAUCAUUGAGUAGCGCUUCAUCUUCGACGAUCCAAAAAAUCCCAGUUCUCGCACUUGUACACAAUGUACAACCUGAGCCAAAAGCGGAAAGCGUAGCUGGCUCUUCGGGAAAAACAGGAGAAUUCAGGAAGAAAACUGGAAAAUGGAAAAAUUCAUUUGAUGAAGAGGAAGAGGAAUAAUUUACAAUUAUUAUUGAAAACAAACUAAAGCAAAGCGUAUAGGUUUUUCAAAUUAUCAGAAGCAUUCAGUUUUUUCCAUAUAAUUUGCGAGGCUACCAGUUCAUAUUUUAUUUUAAUUUAUUUUAUUUUACUAAUUCGCCUCUUAACACUGUUCAGUGGAAUCGAACGGUCGCCGAUUUUAUCGCAAAUUAUGGUUGGAUAUUUUUUAUACAAAAUAAUUAAUGCAAAAAACGAAAAUUAGAUAUCUAAACAUCCGCAAAAGAAAUGAACUGAUGGUUAAAAAUAGGAAACGGAGGCUAAGAAGUGUCAUUCUAUUUAUUCUUGAAAAUGAAACCGUCCUUUAUAGCGGAAACUCAAAUAUUAGGGCAAUUAAAUUAUUCAUAAAGCUUGUCUCGUCUGAUUUUUUUGACGAAUUAUAUAUGGAAACCGUUUGGAUUAAACAGCUGCUUUUCUGUAGAGAUUGCCGAAGAAAUCAAACGUCGAUAUUGAACGUUGAAUACUGAAGGAAGGCCCAAAUAAGCUAUUAAAAGGCGACGAGAAUUCUGCUUGAGUUGUCUGGCCUAUCGGUCGAAUAAAAAUCUUCAGCAGUUGACCUGGGCGUAAGACGAAUUUAAAACUGUCAAAUUUUCAUAACAGUUGUCUUGAUUACAAUGUAAGCAAGUGACCUUUCCAUAAUGAAAGACUUUUUAGCGUGACUAUAGACCCCUUAGGAACCUUUUUUUUAGGAAAACUGGGGAUCAUCAAAGACCACACCACAGCGAAUGUCUCAUUCAUGGGAUGAUAAUCGUGAAAAAAGUUUCAAUACAUUUUCUUGUAAACCAUUGACGAAUCAAAAUUCUAAGCAGACUGAGGCCCUGGAGCCAAAAACUGUAAUUUUCAACUUUCCUCAAGAGCCAUAUUUCCAGCGAUUUUUGACUCCUAUUGUUUCCAUGGAGCUCAACCAAUCAUAAAUCGGCUCUGCUGAUGUUCAGUAACAUCGCGUGUGGCACGCGGCUGAGUCUGCAGGGAUCGUUCCUCAGUAAUUCAUUCCAAAGUAGCAGUCUUCAGGACCCAUUACAUAUUUUUAAUUCUGAGCAUAAUAACAUGCACAUGAAAGUGAUCCUAUAAAGGACAAAUAGCAAAAAUGAAGGCUGGAGAUCAACCGGCAAGUUUAUUUCAUCCGUUCUUAAAUUCAUUCGGUACAAUUACAUCAGCUGGCUAAAAAAGAAGUUUUCAGCGCCUUAAUUUGCAGUUUUCAAAAAGAGAAACGAAGGCUACGUCAACUUGAACUUUUUCUCGUGACUGAGCUUCUUGAUGAUUUGGGAUGCUUGCGUCAAGAGUAAACAAGAAACAGAUAUUAUGUAACCCUAGCUACUAACUGGUGUCCAACACACAUGACUUGGAAAUCGCUUCCCGACGUUCACCACGGGCAUCCCAUCGUGGGUGAGUGUCAAAUCUACUUAGGGGACGGGGGACGGUUUCCGAGAAAGCGAGAGAAAUAGCCUCCCUUCCCCUAAUAACAAUAAUAAUAAUAAUAUUACUAAUUUAUAUGGUGCUAUUCAGCUACUCUUUCAUAGCGCUUUACAAUGAUCAGGUUAACGUAGAACCUAAAAGCUAAAAAAUAUAAUAAAAUACCGAGAUAAAUUAGUUACAAUGCUUAAAAAAUAUAUAUACAUUAUACAAAAAAUGAAAGUUCAAAAUCUAAGGUCUAAAAAUACUAAGAUAAAAUUACAGAUAAUGAAAGAAAAAAAAAGUGUAUUAAAAAUAAAAGUUAAAAACCAUAGGCUUCUUUAAAAAGAUAAGUCUUCAAAUGUCUUUUAAAAAUAGCGAUUGAUGGAGAUUUACGAAUGCUAAGAGGCAAGGUAUUCCAUUGCCUUGACGCAGCAAUGCUGAACGCCCGAUCUCCAUAAGUCUUUAGUUUAGCCAGUGGCACAGUGAGCAGUUCUUGUUCCUCCCCUACCGCUACAAACCCCGACGCCCGCACCCUCGGUACUAUAUAUACUAAGAUGGCCGCCCAACCUGUAAGCGCUCGGUCCUCACGCUCGUACGAAAAAGUCUCUAAGGAUUUAGUGAAAGCGAUGGUUAGAAAAUUGGAGAAGGGUUGGAGAGCAUCACCGUACAGCUGAGUCCAGCAGCGACCCUCAAUAAAAAUUAUUUAACCAUACAUAAUCAACAACAACGUGAAUGCCCGAGUUUCUGACUCGACGCUUAUCGGCCACCGUCAGGGAAUCAUACGAUAUUACUUCUCGAAUGAAUCCCUCAUUUUGAUUUCCCCAAUUUAGUCACGACCAAGUUACCUUUUUCAGAUCUUCCCCGCUCGACGAAACGCUUUCUCUGACUUCUCUGACCGCUUCCCGCUAUAUUUUCUAGUUGAUCGCUUUAAACCCGCUUUCUGGUGCGUAUUAAAGGCUCGGGCUAAAGUUGAAACGACAAGAACAUGAUCUUUCCUCUUUGAAAAACCAAACCUGGAUGGGUUGACUAGAGAGCUAGUACUAUCGGCAAUAUCGACCAAGUCAUGGCUCUGCUACUUCCAAAACAUCAUCUCUACAUAAAUAGCUUAAAAUUAUGAAUUCCAAUUGGCGGUAAAACCAUUUGGUUACUGAUUUGGUAAAUACAGCGUACGAGAUUACGUUUUUUUGGCAAGCGAGGGUCUAAAGACUGAAGAUGCUUUUCCCGACGAACGCGCCAUUUUCAUGCCUGCUUUGAAAGGUCGCGCGAGAUCGCAUUGUGAUACAAAUUAGCAUCUGUCUUUCGUUUCGUCUUCGAUCGGUAACGCAAAGUACACAAGUCAUGACAGAUUGACGGCUAUUGCACCUUGCACCUUGCACCUAUCUCGUAGUCAGUGAUCGUUCGGGCGCCACGGAUAUAGCAACCCUUUCUCUUUAUUUGUUUUCAGCUACUCUUAGGGCGUUACAAAACUUCAACACUGUUCACUCAGAGACGUUAUUCAGUUCUCCCAACGCUCCUUUUGUCUCCCCCGUCAUCUCCCUCCUUGCACUGUUUCUUGUAAAAUUGUCUUGGCAAGCCCCGAUGAUCUUGAUACCUGCCCAAACCACUUUAACUUGUGUUUCUUUACUGUGGUUAACAUAUCAUCAUAGGGCCCAAUGUCUGUCUCUGACUGCAUCGUUAGUUAUGUGAUCUCUGUAUGAGAUGCCAAGCAAUUUCCUAACGCAUCUCAUCUCAGUGGCCUGCAAUUUCUUGAGGAUGUCCGCUGUCAAUGUCCAGGUUUCGCAGGCGUACAACAGUACUGAGCGCAUUAGUCUGAAUCCUAAAUAGGUUUUUACAAGGACACCAGAAAUCGGAACUUCCUCCCUGUGGUGAAUUUCAAAGUCGUAUGAAUCUCGUCAUGACGUGAACCGUAUCAAGACAAUAUGGAGCGAUAUCAAGUAUCCCCGUCAAAAAAAGGCGGCUUAAAAGUCAUUUGAUCUAAAGAAGACAAAAUUAGAAUGUUUCUGAGAAACAUUGCUUCGUAUUUCGUGGAAUCGGCCACCUACAGCUACUUGAGGCCAAAUUAACAAAACAAAAUGAAGAAUACGGAAUCAAUAUAGGCAUUGCAAAAGAAAGGACCAAAGUAAACCAGUCUAAUAACGAAAAAUACUUAAUAUACGAGACAAAAGAUAAAACGUAGGACAAGUUAUACAUAUCUAUACAUCAUCAUUUAAAAAUAGAAAGAGGAUCGUUUUCAAAGAGCUAGAUUUGUACCCGUCAUUAUGAUUGGCUGGCCUCUGGACAUGAAUUGGCCCUCCGAUCCCCAAACCCGGAAACAAAAAUUUCCUAGAAACGGUACUCAGCUAGAAAAAAGUUUCCGAGAAGGGAACAGCGAUAGUUUAACGCUUAAUCAGCGCUUUGAGCCGACCCAUUUUUUGUCGAGUCUGAACCGGCAGCACAUAAAUCAAGAGCACAAAACCCUAAGAAAUCGGCACCGCUGUAAAACUUUCCGCAUCUUUUUUUUUACAGGUAUCACAUCUAGCUGUUUACAGCUGUGUUUAGCUGCGUUCAGGAUAAAAGCAAUUUACAGCUUCGAAGAAUCGCCUCGCAGACUCAAGAAUCAAACGGGCCCGUUCAGUUGUCAAAGGUUUCUCGUUAAAAUGUAACCGUUUCGAAAGAAGGUUGAAUUUUCUCCGCUUGGCCAGCUUAGUAUCGCCCUGAAAAUCGACUACAACAAUGGCGACAGGUUCGUCUUCGUCUUGCUCAUCUGUUUUUGACACUUCAAAAGAAAAGACAAAUGGCACAAGACUAGGAAGAUUACUCAUUGAUGGUGGAACUGACGUUCUAAGAAAGUUUCUCGAUUCUGUUUAUCCUAAGCCACAAUCACUCGCCGAUGAGUUAAAGAAUAACUAUGCAAGGUUUAAAACUCUCAGGUCAAGACGAGUAAUAUUCGAUCAGCAGUGGGAUAAGUUAUUUCCGCCCUCAGGUGAUCCGCCGGAUCCUAACACAUUUGAUCUAACGCUUUUACAUUUGUUGAUCCGAGAAGUUUGUUAUCUACCUGCGCCUUUAAAUGGCUGGCACAAAAUGCCUCCUGAAGACGAUGAAAGCUUAGAGGCAAAUAUCACCAGAAUUAAAUUCUUCAGAAAUGACUUGUGUCACAGUGUGUCAACUGGCAUUCCUAACGACGGGUUCGAAGACAAGUGGAAUAAGAUAGUUUCUUCAUUGGAGGACAAUUGAAAUUGGCGUAUACCGAAAGAAUAUUGAGAGGCUAAAAAAUGACAGUAUUGACCAUGAAACUCGUAAGCUCGUGGAGGAAGAAAUCAAGCAGUGGCAAAAUGUGCAAGAGCUUGAUACGCUUGAAGCCGUGUCUCGACUCCAGAGCUGCCUUCCAGAUGUUGUACCCAGGGAGCACAUGUUUGGUCGUUCUCAAGAGUUAAAGCUUGUCGGAGACAACAUCGAAAGCGAAACAGUUGCUAUGGUGUUAAUAACUGGGGGACCAGGAUUUGGUAAAACUGCUCUAGCUAAAGAAGUCGCUCACGAUUUAGCAGCGAAAUUUGAAAGAAGAUGUGUGUUGUUUUGCCGCUUACUGUCAAGAAAAACCUUCAACGAAGUAGCCAGUGAAAUGAUUCUGAUGGCUCACUCAUGUGAAAGCUACAAGACCCUAACACAGCUGCCAGAAAAUCCGGAACAGUGGCUCAAGGAAUGGAGCAAGCAGAUUCAAAUGCGAGUCACGUUUGUUCUGGACAAUGUAGAUGGUGUACUCGAAUCUGGAGAAAGAAAGAAGUUCUUGGAAAUCUUGACUUUGAUAAGAGAAUUAUCGCACAAGAAAGUCACUUUUGUGGUCACUUCUAGAAACCAAUUUGAAGAUCCAGACCUGUCAAUGGAAAUCGUUAGACUGAGCCCUUUAUCACCCAACCAGGCAAAGAACGUCCUUCUCUCUCGUGUGAACGAUGAAGGUGUUCGAAGGAAGCUUUCUAGGACUGACGAAAUAGUUGAGCUGUGUGGUUAUGUUCCUUUACCGCUGUGCAUUGUUGGUUCACUUCUGUCAGACUAUACCGAGGAGAAACUGAUAGAAAACCUUAAGAAGAAGCCUAUGGCAGUUCUCGAUGAUGAUAACAAAUCUGUCCGAAUGGCAAUCAAAACGUCUUUCGACCUUUUAAGUAAAGAUAAACAAGACUCCUUGGUUCUGAUGUCCGUUUUUCCCGGGUCAUUUAUUUGUGAUGCUGCCGAAGCCGUGAUAUUGAAAGUAUGUCAGGAGUCUGGAGCUUUGCCUUUUUCCGUAUUGCGCUCCUUGAAGAACAGAUCUCUUGUCGAGACUCCAAGUGCCCGCAGAUAUCAGCUGCAUCCACUAAUCCGUGCCUUUGCGAGCAAAAUCAAUCGACCUGGUGAUUCUCAACUUUUAGCGGCAGGGAGAAAACUGGCUUGUGUUCUCUUUAUGUCUCUUCUCAAUAAAAAUGCGAAGAUGUUCUGGAGCAAGGACAACUGCAAAGCAUCCAUUGAGUCUUUCAAUGAGGACAGGGAAAACUUUGAGUAUUUCCUUGAUUUCUUCUGCAAGGAAAUGAUGAACGACGAUCCAGAGAUUGAAAAUAGCUCCCAAAGGUUUCUUGAAGAUUUUUCCCAGAAGUGCAUGUAUCUAGAAAAAUGUGUCCGGCCGACUUUCUAUGUUCAAAUAUUGAAAAAGAUGCUAGAAUCGUUUGAUAGAGAGGCCCAGCCCGUUCACGUUGUUGAACUUUUGUGUCUUCUUGGGCAUGAAAUGAGAAAAGUGGGAGAAAAGAGUAAAUACAAUGAUCACAUGGAAGAUGCCCAGAAACUUUACAAGAAGAAUGCUUCUGAAUUUGAGAAAAAGCCGCUCUCACAAGUAAUGUAUCUUCACAGUCAUGCCCGAUUCCUUUCUGAAAAAAAGUUAUUCAAAGAUCCCGAACCAAAAAAGGCAUACGACGCCGCUUUGGAUAUCUGUAAGAAACAUAUACCUGACCACCCUGAAGCGGCUGCUACCUUACUGUUUGCUGGAAGGAACGAAACACGAAGCAAAAACAUUAAAGAAGCAGAGAAAAUUCUUUUUAAAGCAUUAGACCGCUUCAAAACGAAACUUGGGGACCAUUUUAUGACGGCUCAGUGCCUUAAGGACAUUGCAGACUUUCUUCUCUUUACUAGACCUGACUUGGAUAAAACUCCGCUUGAGUUCUACAAAAUGGCAAUGGAAAUGAUGGCGAGACUAGGAAUGAGUGAGAAAAAAGAAAGCAUCUUAUUGCUAAAAAAUUAUGGAAUUUGCCAUAUGAGGAAAGAUAAUUUUGAAGAAGCAAAAAUACUACUCCAAAGAGCUGAAAACGUUGCUGAGAAAGAAUUGGAGGAAGAACAUAUGUGGAAAGUCAUGGUGAAGACUCAACAGGCCAUUUUACACUACAAAAUGGAAAGUAUUGAGGAAAUGGAAACAGCGAUGAAGGAGGGACUAGAGAUGUGUUACAGAAUUACAGAAAAACGUUCUUUUAAGCGACUGAAAAACAGAAAUGUCAUUUGUGAGGUUCUAAAUCGUUAUCCUGAGCGAUUUCCACAGGAGGAAUACCCACGUUAA